Arabidopsis thaliana (thale cress) is the source of this 659-nucleotide messenger RNA. Its product is annotated as Plant invertase/pectin methylesterase inhibitor superfamily protein. The transcript has a single exon. Gene Ontology annotation, molecular function: enzyme inhibitor activity; pectinesterase inhibitor activity. The record is from RefSeq and is marked reviewed. Bases 203 to 568 code for a protein of 121 amino acids. NCBI's taxonomy places the organism in Eukaryota, Viridiplantae, Streptophyta, Magnoliopsida, Brassicales, Brassicaceae.
UUGUCUCAUAAGAAAUGUAUUUUCAAUUCUUCCUCUUCUCGUUAUUCUAUCAAUCACCCCUGCGUCUUCAUCAUUAUUGUCUUUGUCUCCAAAUGACAAAAUUAGAAAAGAUUUAGUCAACCAACUCUGCUCACAACCGACAAUUUCCAAGCAGUUCUGUCUCGCUUGGCUAACCUCUUUCCCAAACACGUUCACCCUUGACAUGCAAGGUCUUGUCAAUAUGGUCUAUCAACAGACGGAACGGUUGGGCUAUAAGAACCUAGAGAUGAUUAAAGGCUUAGAUAGAACCGAGAAUUAUUCGAAGCUCAAGAAGUAUUAUAGGUCUUGCGUGAAAGAAUAUGAAUUAUCCAAUAAGGCGAUCGAGGAAGCUAAAGGGUUUGCAAGCUCUAAGGCGUACCGGUCAGCUUCUGAGGCGGCUGCUAGAGCCUUUGAUAGUAUAUCUAUGUGCGAAGCUUAUCUUGAAGGAAGCAAAACCCCGGGUUAUGUCACGACACGCAACUGGUGGUUUGAAAGAAUGUGUGACAUUGACAAAAUAUUCACCGACCUUUUGAUUUCUGCUAAGUUUUAAUUUACAUGUAUGAUGUGAAAAAACUAUGAAAUGUUAUCAACUUUGGUGUAAUAACUUAAAAUCCAAAUAAAUUAAUAGUCAUAGUUAAAUU